This is a messenger RNA of Prorocentrum cordatum, 537 nucleotides long. NCBI's taxonomy places the organism in Eukaryota, Dinophyceae, Prorocentrales, Prorocentraceae. The record is from the annotation of a GenBank genome assembly.
AUGUUGGAACAACAUUUGCGGCCGAAUGCGAUCAGCUAUAAUGCUGGAAUCAGCGCGUUAGCCAAUGAUGGGGAGUGGCAGCAGGCCUUGUCGCUGCUGGGCCGCAUGUGGCAGUCGAGUCUGAGGCCAGACCUGAUCAGCUACAGCGCAGGAGUCGUCGCCUGCGUGAAGGAGGGUCAGUGGCAGUGGGCGCUGCUGCUUCUGCGCGAGGGGCGAGGGGCCACAGCAGGGACGGCCGUCGUCUGCUACGGCGCUGCGAUCCGCGCGUGCGCGGCGGCCUCGGAGUGGCAGCAGGCGCUGUCGGUGCUGCGCGAGCUGCGGCUCGCGAGGCUGCAGCCGGACGUCGCCGCCUUCUCCGCGGGAGCGAGCGCCUGCGAGAAGGGUGGGCAGUGGGAGCAGGCGCUGGCGCUGCUCGGGGAGAUGCGGGAGGCGCGGCUGAAGGCAGAUGUAAUCACUGCUCCGCCGGGGUCAGCGCGUGCAAGGAAGGCGGGCAGUGGCAGCAGGCUCUGUGGCUGCUCAGGGAGAUGCGGGAUGUGA